This is a messenger RNA of Symbiodinium natans, 672 nucleotides long. The record is from the annotation of a GenBank genome assembly. NCBI's taxonomy places the organism in Eukaryota, Dinophyceae, Suessiales, Symbiodiniaceae.
AUGGCCAGGGAUGCAGAUGCUUGGUUGGCGAGCAUUCAGAAAGUGUCCAUGUCAUCGGACAAGAUCAUCGCCGCGGUGAUGGCCGGAGCUGCAUCGGCGCUCAUCCAAAGUCCAACUCAGCUUGUCGAGGUCAACCAGUCGAACCAUGGCUCCUCGAUGAUUGCGACGGCCAGGAAAGUCAUCGCGCAGAAUGGCGUGCUGGGCCUCUAUCGGGGCUACUCCAUGGGCGCCACCCGAGAAGGCAUAUUCUGCAGCUCCUACAUCGCAAUCAACCCCUCGAUCAAGAAGUGGAUGAAGGAAAAGCGACCGGAACUCUCCGACGGCGCUGCGACAGUCGUGGCCUCCGUGGCCUCCGGGUCCUUGGGCGCUGCACUUUCCCAUCCUGCGGACACACUGAAGACGCGGCUGCAAGCGGGAGCGCUGCCGCUUCGUGCGGGUGAAGCUGCGGAGGCCACGCGGAUCCGGGGACCUUGGCAAGCCCUGCAGGACCUUCGCUUGAAGGGCAACCUUUGGUCCCAAUGCUAUGCAGGCUUCUCCCCACGACUCUUUCGCCUGGUCUGCUGCACUUACAUCUACAGCACGCUGACGGAUGCUUGCGAGGCAUUCUGCCGAUCCAACGCUGGCCUCACCCUACGCGGCCAACUCCAACUCUCAGUGGAGCCACUCUCGUGA